Molecule: messenger RNA, 702 nt
Organism: Drosophila willistoni
Lineage: Eukaryota; Metazoa; Arthropoda; Insecta; Diptera; Drosophilidae
Exons: 4
Coding region: 100-657 (185 amino acids)
Source: RefSeq, a predicted model, not a curated record
GCAGUCUUUUAAUUGCGAUCGAACUACGCAGCUAAACUGUUCUCCAUUCGCUGAAAUAUUCGAAUUUUUUCGGAAAAGUAAUUGUGAAAUUAUUGAAAAAUGUUGAAAGGAAUGUUCUGCAUGCGUCUCCACACGGCUGGCACAGUCAUUGGCUGGUUGGGAUCCAUUGGCUCAAUUUUGCUGAUCAUCGUUCUGUCCUCCGUUCUAAUAAAUGUAGACACUAUUGUUUGUCGAAUCUCAACCAAUGAUCAUGUGGAUCCAGAUGCAGCUCAUAUGAUGAUUGUAACUGUUUGCAGCAUUGGACUGGCUAUAGUUUUAUUGAAUUUCCUAUCUUCGGCACUUCUCAUCUUGGGCACAAUGAAGAAUCGUCAUUUGUUCCUGUUGCCUUGGCUUAUUAAUUCUGGCAUUGCCCUUGUCUUUAGCGUCAUUCAAUCCCUUGUCGUCUUAGCUCUACUCGCUCAAAGUGCUCCAGCGGCACCAAUUUUAAUGUACAUAAUGAUGUCCGGCUUAGGCUUGGCUUUGAACAUCUAUAUCUACUAUGCUAUAUUAUCGCUCUUCAAACACAUUCAGAAUAUUCGUGACCAAGAAAGUCGUGUGGUCUUACAACCACAAGUCGCUCAUCACACUGAGUCAUAUCCUAAUUAUGUAAAACUCUAAGCAAUUAACUUUGCAUUAAACAUUGUCGAAUAUUGCCCUUCGAAA